CAACAGUUGGAUGGAUCUGGUAUAGCAAGGCAGGCAGAGCUGUUAGAGGGCUACUUAGAGCGUACUGGCAUUUGUUCUGAGAUGCAUGACCCAAUCCCUGUAGUAUUGUCGGAUCAAGGUGUCUCAGCCUUUAAAGGAUUAAACAUCUCAGAAGGUGAAUUAGGGGCAUGGAUGGAAGAAGUACGUAAAGGGAUGUGGGAUAGUUCUAUCUUAGUAGUAGAGUCGAUCGACCGUUUCAGCCGUCAAAAUCCGUUCGAUGUAAUGGGGUAUAUCAAUGCUUUAAUGGCUCACAAUGUAGCUAUCCAUGAUGUAAUGGCUAACAUUGUGAUUAGCCGUAGUAACUCUAAAGAUCUACCUUUUGUAAUGAUGAACGCACAAAGGGCAUAUGAUGAAUCAAAAUAUAAAAGUGAUCGUAUUCGGAAAGGUUGGGCUAAAAAGAGAGAACAAGCCUUUAACAAAGGUACGAUAGUUACAAAUAAACGUCCUCAGUGGAUCGAUGUAAAAGAUGAUAAGUACAUAAUAAAUCAUAAAGCGACUGUAAUAAAAGAAAUAUUUGAACUUUAUAAAACUGGUUUAGGGUGUCCAACUAUUGCUAAAGAACUUCAGAAAAAAGAAGGUGAGCAGUAUAAGUUUAAUCGGGCGUGGACAGGGGAACUUGUACAUAAAAUUCUCACUAACCGCCGUGUUACUGGUAAAAUUUUCAUUUCUGAAACAAUCCGUAACCAUGAUGAUUUAGAUAAUCCAGUAACACAGAAGAAGUACCAAAUGAAUGUCUAUCCAGUAAUAGUUAAUGAAGAUGAAUUCGAAUUAGUACAGGAUUUACUGAAAUCUCGACGUCCUAAUGCUGGACGUGUUACCGUAAAGAAAACUGAUAACGAAGAAGUAUUAAUUAAAAGUAAUCUCUUUAGCGGUAUUGCCCGUUGUAUGGAUUGCGGCGGGCCAAUGUACCAUAAUGUUGUACGUGCUAAACGUACUCCGAAGAAAGGUGAGCCAAAAGUUGAGGAAUAUAGAUAUAUUCGUUGCCUCAGUGAACGUGAUGGACUUUGUAACAACAAAGCAAUGACCUAUGAAACAGUAGAGCGUUUUGUCGUAGAGCACUUGAUAGGGAUGGAUAUUAGUACUGUAAUAAAGGAGCAAGAGUUUAAUCCAGAAUUAGAAGUAAUACGUAUUCAGAUUGAUCAAGUCAAGGAUCAGAUUGCUAACUAUGAAAAUGGUAUUGAACGUCGUAAAAGUGUUGGUAAGGUUAUAUCUUUUGAAAUGCGUGAAGAGUUGGAUGAUGCAAGAUUACAAUUAGAAGAACUGUUAGCACGGAAAGCAUCAUUAGCCACUGUAAAUGUUGAUAUACCAGUACUAAAGAAUGUAGAUGUCAAUGAAUUGUUUAAUGUGAAUAACGUAGAUAUUCGUACACGCUAUGAAAAUGAACUAAACAAGAUUGUUUCCACUGUUCGUUUAAAACGAGUAGAUGACUCAUAUAUUAUUGAUAUAAAAUACAUUAACAAUGAUCUUAAAAGGCAUGUCAUUUUUGUAGAACAUAAGAAGAAAGAACAAAAAUUAAUUGGUGAUGUGAUCAUUGAAAAUAUUGACGGUACAAUUUUAUAUUCGACCUCUUCAUUCUGGAUCAGGGUAAAAGAUGGAGCAAUACUUUUUAAACAGACUAAAGAUGAUCUUUCUAUAAUUGAUUAUCAUAUACUGCUGAACUAUGUAGACGGUUUAGAGAGAGACAAUAUGGUAGCUGUAUGGAUGCGACAUAAUAUCAAUUUCUUAUUCGGUAAAAUACCAGUUGAAAUGUUAGAAGGUUGGCAGAUUUGGCUUGACGACGUGACUAAUUUUCAUUCAUUCAAAAAUAUUAAUGACGAUAAUCAGAGAAUCAAAGACAUUAUAUAUCAUGAUCUAAUGCAGGAGCAUGAGAUUGUCGAUGAGGAAAAGGGACAAUACUUAACAGCCAAAAAGAAAACAGUUAAAGGGCACUUAAUAAACAAAAUCGCACAGGAACUUUCGGUUAUCAGUGAAAAUGAUAUUUUCAUCAUGAACAAGGAUUACUUUGACGAUCCAGGGAAAGUGCAAUUGAGUAUUCUUGGAUGGAAAGAUCUCAGUAAGUAUCUUGGAUUACCUGUAAAUUUUAUGGGGGCGAACUUCGAAAACUCAUUGAUUUAUAAGGCAAGACCAGAAAUAUUUGAACAAAUCAGUCUGGAUGAUCUGCAACAACGAAAAGUACCUUUAACUGAACGCCUCAAAGUAUACUAUUUCUCAGAAAAUAUAAAAUUAUCAAAAACAUGGAAGGACAGAAGCCCCGCUCAACUCCAGCGUGUUUAUGCUUACCUCUCUGAAGUACUCGAAGGCCAGGAAUACUACUGGACGAACAACAAUACCGAUAAACAGAAGCUACAUGAGGCUUACAGAAUAAGCCCUGAUGCGAGGGGGCAUAACGACUACAAAGAUCGACAUACAUGCGUCUGGUUAGCCUGUAUGCGUCCUGACGACACGGAAGCGAAGCUGUGUGAGUUGCUAUUGAAGAUUACAGGUGAGGAUAUCCAUCAAGCGAGAGAAUACGAGAGCCUUCACCAGUUCGCGUUGAGAGGGGUAUCACGUCAAUUCGAUAGUACAGAACAGCAAACGGUUUAUGUAUUUGAUAAAUGGCAGGCUGAGUCAUUAAGUACAAAUAUUGAACAUAUUCCCGGAGUGCUGGAAAACGUAGCACCAGGUGUACCAGGAAGGCCAAAAGGAGCCACAAACGCUAACAGACUGCCUGCAUUGAGUGAUACAAAAUCGAAACGUUUCAGUCGCUGGAAAAAGGACAAUCCGGGGCUUGAGUUAGAGGCAUUCAAAGCGUUUCUUGCAAGUACUGUCAACGCGGAUCUCAGUACUGACGAUACUACGGCUAUGUGGGGCAGAUACCAGAAAGCAGUACAAAAAAGAGAUGCAAAUUCAGUCCGAAACACCGACAUGAAAAGCAGCAGCAUGUCCAAAAAUAACCCCUUAUAA
Molecule: messenger RNA, 2982 nt
Organism: Cooperia oncophora
Lineage: Eukaryota; Metazoa; Nematoda; Chromadorea; Rhabditida; Trichostrongylidae
Source: the annotation of a GenBank genome assembly